This is a messenger RNA of Oncorhynchus keta (chum salmon), 1542 nucleotides long. RefSeq names its product anoctamin-1-like. Bases 1 to 678 code for a protein of 225 amino acids. Gene Ontology annotation, biological process: chloride transmembrane transport. Lineage: Eukaryota; Metazoa; Chordata; Actinopteri; Salmoniformes; Salmonidae. The record is from RefSeq and is a predicted model, not a curated record. The transcript is spliced from 4 exons. Gene Ontology annotation, cellular component: plasma membrane. Gene Ontology annotation, molecular function: chloride channel activity.
AUGGCAUCACGAGUUAGCCUGAUUCUGGACUUCAUUCCCAGGCUGGUACCAGUACAUGUACAGUCAGACAGGCACCAUGCACGGCUUCAUAGACCACCUCUCACUUCUAACGUGUCCAACUUCAGACCCGGCAACGCCCCCACCUCCUCAUACCUCCCUGAGACCAGCGUCUGCAGGUAUAAGGACUACAGAGAGCCUCCAUGGUCAGCUGAAGCCUACCAGUUCUCUAAAACCUACUGGGCCGUCCUUGCUGCCAGACUGGCCUUCGUCAUCCUGUUCCAGAACCUGGUGAUGUUCCUGAGCCUGCUGGUUGCCUGGGUGAUCCCAGACGUACCGAAGAACAUCAGUGAGCAGCUGAAGAGAGAGAAGACUCUGCUGGUGGACGUGUUCCUCCGGGAGGAGAAGGACAAGUUCCACCUCCUCCAGAGCCUCUUCUCCUCCAAGGACCAGCCCAGCCAGGGUCACCCCAACACGGCCCACUUCCGUACUCUACCCCUAGGCCUCUCUCAGGGCCUAGGCCAGCCCCCGGGCGGAGAGGGAGGGGAAUCCCGGGCGAGAUGCAGGGCUGCCAGUUUCAGCCAGUUCACCAGACAGAUGUCCAUGUCUCCUAGCAACAACGCAGGCCGACAGAUGUCCAUGUCUCCUAGCAACGACGCAGCCCGACACACAGCGGUCUGACACGCUACUGUAGCGGUUGGAUACAAACGUUCUUUAUCCCCACAGGAGAAGUUCAGACGCUAGUGUGGUAGCUACAUGGAGUCCGAAUGCUCCUCUGAGAUUCUCUCACCCAUGUAGACUUGGUGUUCUCUUUCUGAAGCAGUGUGAUGAUGGAACAUACCGAUCAUGGACUUGUUCUUCUGGCCGCGAUAAUCUACUUAUUCUUGACCAUUGUAUGAUAAUCUGCAUGAUGAGAAGUGACUGUAUAGUUAGUUCCCUUAAGGAAAAACACCUUCAGCCUGACGGUCUUCUCUGAGAGAGCUUUCCCAUGUCUGGAACACACGUGGAGCUGCUGUUUACCUUCACCAAUAACCUAAAGACAUGGCCAACGGACAGUCAGGUGUGUCAACACCAUCCCUCAGCUGUGUAGACCUGCUUUCCAUGCUGUCUGCUAUACAGUCUGGUGUGUCAACACCAUCCCUCAGCUGUGUAGACCUGCUUUCCAUGCUGUCUGCUAUACAGUCAGGUGUGUCAACACCAUCCCCUAGCUGUGUAGACCUGCUUUCCAUGCUGUCUGCUAUACAGUCUGGUGUGUCAACACCAUCCCUCAGCUGUGUAGACCUGCUUUCCAUGCUGUCUGCUAUACAGUCUGGUGUGUCAACACCAUCCCUCAGCUGUGUAGACCUGCUUUCCAUGCUGUCUGCUAUACAGUCAGGUGUGUCAACACCAUCCCCCAGCUGUGUAGACCUGCUUUCCAUGCUGUCUGCUAUACAGUCUGGUGUGUCAACACCAUCCCCCAGCUGUGUAGACCUGCUUUCCAUGCUGUCUGCUAUACAGUCAGGUGUGUCAACACCAUCCCCUUGCUGUGUAGACCUGCUUUCCAUG